This is a messenger RNA of Vitis riparia (riverbank grape), 2952 nucleotides long. RefSeq names its product putative pentatricopeptide repeat-containing protein At1g16830. Gene Ontology annotation, molecular function: protein binding. Bases 101 to 2080 code for a protein of 659 amino acids. The record is from RefSeq and is a predicted model, not a curated record. The transcript has 4 exons. Lineage: Eukaryota; Viridiplantae; Streptophyta; Magnoliopsida; Vitales; Vitaceae.
CUUCCCACUUUGGAGCUCCUUCUUCCUUUUCCUAGGGUUUUUCAUCUACAUGUGCUGCUGUCAUGUCUCAGACUGAAAAACGACGUCAUUUUCUCACAACAUGGUACGGAAAUGGAGAUUAUUCCUCAAAACUCCGUUUCACUUCUUCAAUCCAAAAACUCCCUCUUUAACUCCACUUUUCUCUCUAUCCAAUCACCCCCAGAACCCUAAAUUUACUCGGGAAAAUCAUAAUUUUCCGGAGAAAAAACCCGGACUGGUCCUGACAGACCAACUCCUGGAGUCCACACUCCUGAACUGCCCUUCUGAUUUGAUUGCUCUCAGCUUCUUCCUGUGGUGUGCCAAACAGCCCAAUUUCUUCCACCAUCGUCGAGCCUUUGAUCAUAUGGUUGAUGUAGUGGCUCGGCUCACUCAGAAGAGCGGAACUAUAAGAGGGGUUAUGGAUGAAUUGGGGAGUAUUGGUUGUGUGGUAAAGGCUCAAACUUUUUUGCUUUUGUUGAGGAUUUGUUGGCGUGGGAAAUUGUAUGGGUUGGUGUUUGAUGUUUAUGAGGAAAUGAUUGCAUUCGGGUAUGUUCCAAAUGCGUUUGUUUGUAAUGUGAUCAUUGAUGUUUUGUUCAAGAUUAAGCGAGGAGAAGUGGCCCUUAAGUUCUUGAAGGAGACCCGGGUUUCCAAUUUUUUGACAUUUAGUAUUGCGUUGUGUAAUUUAUGCAGGUUGAAUGAUUUGGUUGGUGUCGGCGAUGUUCUUAGAAUGAUGUUGAGGAAGGGGUAUUGCCCCAGUGUUGAGAUAUUUUCAAUGGUUUUGAAUUGUUUUUGUAAAGUGGGUAGGUUUGCAGAGGCAUUCCAAGUGUUGGGUUUGAUGGCAACUUUGGGAAUUCCGAUUUCUGUGACUGUUUGGAGUAUAUUGAUUGAUGGGUAUCGUAGAAUUGGCAAGAUUGGUAGGGCGGGUAAUUUGUUGGAGAAGAUGGUUGAGACUGGUUGUUCUCCUAAUGUUGUAACUUAUACAACUUUGAUUAAGGGAUUUAUGGAAUCAGGAAUGGUUAGUCGCGCAUUAGAUGUGCUACGUAUUAUGGGAACUAAAGGGUGUGAUUAUGAUUUGGUUCUUUAUAAUGUAUUAAUAGAUUGUCUCUCCAAGGUUGGGAGAUAUGAUGAUGCACUUGGCAUAUUCUUCAGUUUGCCAAAACGAAAAAUGGUGCCUGAUUCUUAUACUUUUAGUUCUAUAUUGUCUGCAAUAUGUUUAUCCCAAAGGUUUUCACUUUUACCCAAGUUAUUUAGCAGUGGACUAGAGGUACAUACUGAUCUAGUCGUAUGUAACUCACUUCUAAGCUAUUUUUGUAAGGCUGGGUUCCCAUCCCUUGCUGUGGAGUUUUAUAAUGACAUGUUAGAUAGAGGUUUUAUGAUAGAUCAGUAUAGUUUCGUUGGAUUAUUGAGUGGGCUAUGUGGCUCUGGAAGAGUAGAUGAGGCUGUUAAUGUGUACAGUGGGAUUUUAGUAAACCAUUCUGAUCUUGAUGCUCAUAUCCAUACCAUAAUUAUAGGUGGUCUUAUUAAAGCUGGCAAGUUUCAUAGAGCUGUCAGAUUGUUUAAGAAAGCCAUGGUAGAGAGGUACACACUGGAUGCUGUAUCAUACACAGUUGCCAUUUACGGACUUCUCAAGGGUGGUAGAACUGGGGAAGCUUGUACCUUGUAUAGCCAAAUGAAGGAGGCUGGUUUAGCUCCUAAUGCACACACGUAUAACAUAAUACUCUCAUGUUUCUGUAAGGAAAGAGACAUGGAAAUGGUCAAACAGAUGAUACAAGAAAUGAUUGCUGCAGGUGUUGAACUUGAGUGUGAUACGCUCAUAAGGAUAACCAAUUUCUUGUUCAAAUUGAAGUUUUCUCAUUCAGUCUUCAACUUAUUAAUUGAGAUGUGGGGUGCAGGAUUGAUGCCUAAUAAGGCAAUAGAUGCACUAUUGUUGAAUGGACUUUCCUGUGGUGUAAAAAUAAAUGAUAUGAAUCUCACACUGUUGAAAGCUAAGCUAGAGGAUACUCUAUUAUUGGAUACUUCUGGCUCAGAUGACCUUUCUGAUGUGGCUGCUUUAGCAGGUUGAGACAUAUUUUGUGGGGGAAAUUGCUUGUUGGCUUAUUUAAGAUAUUGACGCAUCAAGCAGGCACACUGAAGAUGCACGCUGACAAUUGUGGAACAAGCCGGCAAAUAUGGUUGAGUUGUUGUGUCAUGUGUGAGGACAUUUUCUCUUCACAUUGGGUGAACUCAUGUGGUGCUUCAUUUGGGAGCUUUUGGCAAUGAUCCCUUUUGAUGCUUUGGAGUCAGAGCCAGACUAAAGGUUGCUUCUUCUAAUGAAGAAGGCACCAGAGUCAUGUUCAAUAAAAUGCAAUACCAAUAUUCCAUUACAUCCAUGGGACAAGAUACAUGAACUCGGGGAUGACUGGAGUUUGACAUCAAACCUAAACCAAGCUAAGGGUCUACAGCAUUGAUUUCAGAAGCAUUUCAACUUGAAAGACAAUUCAAUUCAUUCAGCCUGGGGACCAAAACAGCUUGGGGCUCUGUAACUUCUGCUUGAGUUGGUUUUAGCUGGGUUUUGUUCAGAGUGUUGCAGUCUAUCCCAGUUCUAUUUAGGUGUAUAUUAUCAACGGAGUUAUUGAUUCUAGAAUUGGGUUAAUUCACCUGACCUUAGGUUAAUUCCCAAUUUAUCAGUCUGACAGAAGGUUGAGUUGGGUGGUCUCAUUCUUAAUGUAUCGAAGUUGCACCUGCAGGAGUACCUACAAAUGACAAUGUUGAAAUUGGGCGAGAGGAGAUAUUCCGAUUCAUGAUCAAACCUACACUUUCUUUUUAGAGCGCUGUCCUUCAUCCUAGAGCUCAAUUUUCUCAUUCUUAUAGUUUGGUUUGCUCACAAACUCAUAUCUGGAAGGUUAUGAACAAUAUUAUAGAGAUGGGCAAACUCAUGGUUUAAUUUUGGGCAAA